This is a messenger RNA of Blastomyces dermatitidis ER-3, 2585 nucleotides long. RefSeq names its product xaa-Pro aminopeptidase. Bases 242 to 2233 code for a protein of 663 amino acids. Gene Ontology annotation, molecular function: metalloaminopeptidase activity. The transcript has 10 exons. The record is from RefSeq and is a predicted model, not a curated record. Lineage: Eukaryota; Fungi; Ascomycota; Eurotiomycetes; Onygenales; Ajellomycetaceae.
AUACAGAGUACAUUUCUUUUGGUUAUUCUUGCAAUUGACAGGUAUCUCGCGCUUAGCAGCUGCUGAUGACUGAUCUGCUCGCGCCGGAAUCAUUCGUUGUUACAUCGCAGGCACAGUCAACUUUUUCCGCCUACCACGAUUGGUACUCCCGCAUAGCAACGGUUUGAUAUAUCCGGCCGCCCACCCACAACCUCAUCCCCGCCAAACCCCCCGGUGCUGCCUUAUAAGCGCUACAAUAUAAAUGCUUCUUCUCCGUCAUUCUUGCCGCCUUGCUUCCACAACUACAAGCUCUAUACGGCCUCUACUACCAUCACUAAGCCGCUUGAUUAAACCGACAACGAGAUUAUUUACUUCAUCUACUGCACUUCGUUCUGGAGACAUGGGCCCUGUCGAUACUUCGCAGCGCCUUGCCCGCUUGAGGGAGUUGAUGCAGGAGAGGAAGGUUGAUGUCUACAUUGUUCCUUCUGAGGAUAGCCACCAGUCCGAAUACAUUGCCCCUUGCGAUGGCCGCCGCGAAUUCAUUUCGGGCUUUACUGGCUCUGCGGGAUGUGCCAUCGUUUCGAUGAGCAAAGCAGCGCUAUCUACCGACGGACGUUACUUCAACCAGGCAGCAAAGCAGCUAGAUAAUAAUUGGAUGCUUCUGAAGAGGGGCUUCGAGAAUAUGCCUACUUGGCAGGAAUGGACUGCGGAACAAGCUGAGGGCGGCAAGGUCGUUGGAGUCGACCCAUCACUCAUCACAGCCUCCGAGGCGCGCAGCCUUUCAGAGACAAUCGAAAAAAGCGGUGGGUCCUUGCAAGGCGUGCAGGAGAAUCUAAUUGACCUUGUUUGGGGCAAGGAGCGCCCAGCCAGACCAAGCGAAAAAGUUGCUCUCCAUCCUAUCGAAUUUGCAGGGAAGUCAUUUGAGGAGAAGAUCAGUGACCUACGAAAGGAGCUCCAGAAGAAGAAAAGCGCGGGAUUUGUCAUCUCGAUGCUUGACGAAAUCGCCUGGUUGUUCAACCUUCGAGGAAAUGACAUCCCGUACAACCCAGUGUUUUUUGCUUAUGCCAUAAUUACACCGACGACUGCUGAUUUGUACAUUGAUGACGAGAAGUUACCUGCCGAGGUGAAGAAAUAUCUGGGUGAUCAAGUUUCUGUGAAGCCAUACGGUUCUAUUUUCGAAGAUGCCAAAGCCUUGAGCCAAUCUGCUCAAAAGAAAAGCGAUGGUGACGCUUCAACCAGCCCAUCUGAGAAGUUCCUUAUUUCGACGAAGGCAUCAUGGUCGCUCAGUCUUGCUCUAGGAGGUGAGAAGAAUGUGGAAGAAGUCCGCAGUCCGAUCACUGAUGCCAAGGCAAUCAAAAAUGAAGCUGAGCUGGAAGGAAUGAGAGCUUGCCACAUUCGCGACGGCGCAGCACUCACAGAAUAUUUCGCCUGGCUCGAAAACGAAUUGGUCAACAAGAAGACAGUUCUUAACGAGGUAGAUGGUUCCGACAAGCUCGAACAAAUCCGAUCAAAGCAUAAGCAUUUCGUCGGACUUUCCUUUGACACCAUCUCGUCUACUGGUCCAAAUGCCGCAGUCAUUCAUUACAAGGCCGAACGAGAUACUUGCUCUAUUAUCGAUCCGAAAGCCGUGUAUCUAUGUGACUCAGGUGCCCAAUAUUUGGAUGGCACUACCGAUACAACCCGCACUCUCCAUUUCGGCGAACCGACAGAGAUGGAGAGAAAGGCCUACACGCUUGUUCUCAAGGGCCUGAUUAGCAUUGAUACUGCUGUAUUCCCUAAAGGAACAACUGGAUUCGCUCUAGAUGCUUUUGCACGACAACAUCUGUGGAAAGAAGGCCUAGACUAUCUACAUGGUACCGGUCAUGGCGUAGGGUCAUAUCUGAAUGUCCACGAAGGUCCGAUCGGACUAGGCACUCGAGUUCAGUAUGCUGAGGUUGCCAUUACCCCAGGAAACGUGAUAUCUGACGAGCCUGGCUUCUAUGAAGAUGGAGUCUUCGGCAUUCGCAUCGAAAACAUUAUCAUUGCCAAGGAGGUGAAAACAACGCAUGGCUUUGGAGAGAAACCCUGGUUAGGCUUUGAGCAUGUUACUAUGACACCAUUGUGCCAAAAAUUGAUCAACCCAAGCCUGCUCACUGACGGAGAGAAGAAAUGGGUGAACGACUACCACAGUAAAGUUUGGGAGAAGACUAGCAGCUAUUUCGAGAACGAUGAGCUGACGAGAAACUGGCUUAAGAGGGAGACUCAACCUAUCUGAAUGAAUUGACAAAUUCAUGGAUGGAAUGUUAGAUAGGCUUGAUUCUUAUUCGGAGUACCACCACGUGUGGAGGGGUAUUGGCGCAUGGCAAUGUGUCAAUGUUUCCCAUAUUUGUAUAAAUUCAAUAUUCCUAUAGUAUUUAUGGUGGCUAUCGGUAUUGUUGAUGUACCAUUUAGUAUGAUCGUUGUGAGUUUGUGAUAGAUUUACGCGCGCACGGCGUAUACAUUAGAGAAUCCAUACAAUGCUGCUGACGUCGUAUUUACAUGUAUUGUAUUCGUUCGUAUGUUUUACAGAUAAGCCAGGUCCAAUAAUGACCAGAAAAGGUACCUUACAUAUUUAAAUGCUAAUUCAU